Klebsormidium nitens is the source of this 1934-nucleotide messenger RNA. The record is from the annotation of a GenBank genome assembly. NCBI's taxonomy places the organism in Eukaryota, Viridiplantae, Streptophyta, Klebsormidiophyceae, Klebsormidiales, Klebsormidiaceae.
GGCUGGUGUUUUGAGAGGUUUUCUCGAAACGGGCGUGAGACUGGGUUGUGAAAAGACGUUUCUUGUUCGACUCGGAGCAGCUGGCUCCAGCAGCUGCAAAUGCAGCUCAACCUGGUGAGAGGCGCAGCAGGGCGUGCUGCCAUGAAACUGAGAAGAUCAGCGAACAGAAUCAGAUUUUAGGUGCCCGAUUGCCUCGAAGACAAGUCUGCCCUCAAAUUGGAUAAGUUGCAGGAUACCUGUCGCCCUGCCUCGAUUGAUGCCGUAAGGAGACCUUUGCAAAGUUUUGCUAGCUCAUGAAAAGCAUUUCACUAGCUAGCAAUCAUUAAUUCGGGCAUUCCCAAUAGGAUAGCGUUUCUGUAAAGUUUCUAGCCCACAACGAGCCCUGAAGGGGAUGUCCUCUUUCUGCCUUGAUAGGGGAACCCCCUGGCUCGUAAGUGAGCUUCGAAGCAGCGCCUGAGACCAUGUCGCGAGCAAGUAUCAUCUUUCUGCUCGCUGUGGUGGUGUGUUCUUUCGUGGCGACGUACAAUGCAAUCAACAUGGCCCUCGGGCAUAUGAGGGCCACAAUUGGCGCACACCAAGAUGCAGACUGGGAGGCCAACAGGGAGGGAACAUUUCACGGGGCUUCUGAAACGUUGGGGAAGAAGCUACAAGGGACUUGGAAAACUUCCCGGAAAGAGGGGCAGGGGUCAGGCGCAGUCGAUGCGGUGAUUCCGCGGCCGAAGGACAAAGUGCAGAAAGGCGAGAAGCGGCUGUUCCAUGUCGCAGUGACGACGAAUGAGUCGCCUUACAAUCGGUGGCAGUGCAGAAUACAUUACUACUGGUACAAGCAGAUGAAGGACAGGGAAGGAAGUGAGAUGGGUGGCUUCACGCGCAUCUUGCACUCGGGCAAGCCGGACCAUAUGAUGGACGAAAUCCCCACGUUUGUGGUGGACCCACUGCCAGAGGGGAUGGACAAGGGAUACGUAGUCCUCAACCGUCCCUGGGCGUUCCAGCAGUGGUUGGAGCAGGCGGAAAUUGAAGAAGAGUACAUUCUGAUGGCGGAGCCCGACCAUGUCUUUGUGCGGCCCAUGCCGAAUCUGGCGGCCGACUUCAUGCCGGCUGCCUAUCCCUUCUUCUACAUCGAGCCCAAGAAGUACGAAACGCUGCUGCGGCGGUACUACCCCAAAGACAAGGGCCCCAUAACCAACAUCGAUCCAAUCGGUAAUUCGCCAGUGAUCAUCAAGAAAACUGACCUCCAACAAAUAGCGCCCACAUGGAAGAACGUCUCGAUCGCUUUCAAGAACGACGAGGAGGUCGACAAGGCGUUUGGCUGGGUGCUCGAAAUGUAUGCGUACGCUGUGGCCUCCGCGCUUCACGGCGUGUCCCACAUACUGCGGCAAGACUUCAUGGUGCAGCCUCCUUUCAGCACGGAGCUGGACGGAGCGUACAUCAUCCACUAUACAUAUGGCUGCGACUACAACAUGAAGGGGGAGCUUACGUACGGCAAGAUAGGGGAGUGGAGGUUUGACAAGCGGUCAUUCUCGGGGGGCGCCAUCCCACGGAACAUGCCGAUGCCACCCAAGGGGGUCCCAGAGACCGUGGUUCGGUUAGUGGAGAUGGUCAACGAAGCUACGGCUAACAUUCCAGGCUGGGAAGAAGGACAGCAGCGGUAGAUUGCCCUGCCUCUUUUGGAAACCCGCUUCGAAAUGCCUUUUCGUUGAACAUCUGCCUUUGGAAGCAAUUGCGCUGGAUAUGGUGCCAUGGAUGUGUGUCCGGCGUUGCAUCGUGCUUAGCUGGUUGUACCUGUGCUUCUGAGCGUCUGACAGGCCGGCUAGCUAGCCGCAGCAUAGCUCUGCAUGACUUCAUGCAGGCCCUGCGCAAACCCUUUCAGCAAAUCCUUCGCAAAGUGCUAGCGCUGCAUGUUGAACUCCACAACGCUGAUAUAGUGAUCGCCA